AUGAUUUCUUUCGAAACUGAAAGUAGAUUAGCUGAACUUCUAUAUGGCAUUUCACAAGGAGAAAACACAGUCGAAAUCUUACGUCUCAACCUCUGCAAAAACAAUGAUUUUGAGCCUUAUUCUGCUUUUAAACACUUAGACAGGCUUGGUCUCGGUUCCUUAUCCAGCAGUGACCUCCGAGCAUUUUUAGAUCGAAACAAUCUCCAAAUAUCAGAGCAAGACAGUUAUAUGAUAAUUCGACAAUAUGACUCCAACUCAGAUGGACGGCUUUCUCUUAACGAAUUCAUCUCAUUUGUAUUGCCAAGCACCAACGAAACAGUUAGAGAAAUCGCCCAGUCACGUCCUACAAAAUUAUUUUUAUCAAAUGACGCAGAAUAUUUGCUUCUCCGUUUAUUUGAGGCUGAAAUAGAAAAUCAAAGAGAAUUAGAAGCCAAAAGAAAAGAUUUAGUAGGCAGACCUGACUUUAAUUUAUUAGAGUGUUAUAGAGUUGUUUGAUAUUAAGUUAAGUUAAGUUAUUAAGUAUCCGGCCAUAAGCGCUGGCCAUCCCACCCCAUCUAGGCUCCAAAAUGACAUCCGAGGAAGCCAUUUUGAAUUUCAGACCUGAACCACCUGCCCAGGGGAUUAGCUCGCCCUGGGCAGAGCCGCUCCUAGAUAGCGCCCCGAUAGUCCCGAUUAGGAAAGACCAUGUAGUAGGCAAAACAUCUGGGCAGGGACAGGGAAAACCUUCGGGGGAGAAAUAAAACAUCCCUUUUUGGCAAGGUAUCCCCAAGCUUGAAGGCCCACUUCCACUGGGACAGAGGCCCUACUUUCAGCACAUCAGGAUGGGUCCUACCUCUUCCAUAGAGAGUACGCUUCGGAGUCCAAUACCGUUAACGCCACCAUUUUCUUCUGCUGAUAUUAGGAAUUCUCAAACGAUAGAUAGAGGAGAUUUAUUUGACUUUUUAAGGAAGCAUAAUUUUAGGGUAUUUGAAAAUGAUAUAGACGCAGUUAUUAGAAGAAUUGACAGUGAUGGAGACACAAUUAUAAGUUAUCUUGAGUUUGUAGAUUCAGUGCUGCCUGCUGAGCCUGUGCUGAGAUCAUCUAUUCCUUCAUCAAGCUUUAAUAGGUCAAUUGGAUUAUCAAAUAAAGAAACUAGAAAAUCGACGUCACCACUAAGGUCAAUUUCUCCUAAUAGAAAUUCAAUUGAAGUUUCAUCAAUAUACAGAUCAUCAGAAAGAUCGCCAACUCCUAUAAAAAGGCCUGCUUUAAGUGAGUAUGAACUUAUAUCAUCACCUAGAAGGGCUGCUUCUCCUCUUCGAAGUACACCUUUUAAACAGUCAUUAAUAAAUAGUGAAGUGUUAAAAACUUCACCAUUGCGUAGAUCGCCAUCUCCUCCUAGGGUUUCUCCUUAUCGUUCUUCAGUUGAACCACUUGAAACAGAGUCUUCAAUUAGAAAAUCAAGCUUAGGGUCUGAAAAUAUGCAAUCAAUUAGUAAAAUUAGCCCAUUCAAGAGCUCUCCUUUGAGGAAUUCUUCAUUAACUAUAGAAAAUUGCCCGAGGAUGGGGCAAAAUAGCGCCAUCCUCGGGCAAUUUCUAUAGAUUAGACUGAAAAGAAAUUAUAAAAAAGUAAAUUAUUAGGGCAUUCCUUGAAAUAGCGGGCUAAUUGCAAUUAAAUUUAAAAUCUAAUCUAAUCUAAUCAAAUCAUUAACUAGAGAAAUCAAUGAAUUUUCUUAUCAGACUCCAUUUAAAACUGAUUCGUCAAUUUCUAUGAGCCAGUCUACAAAUAGAAGCUCUCCAGUAAGAAAUUCAUCUCCAAUUAGAAAUUCAAUAGCUCCUAAUGAAGAAUAUUCAUAUCAAUUGCCAAAUAAAGCUUCUCCAUGGAAAUCAUCUUUAGGCAGCUCAUAUAUAAACGGGUCGAAUUUUGAAACUUCAGGAAGGCAUUCUCCUCCAUCAAGAAACUCAAUUUCCCCAACACAUUCGUUGAGCAUGCCGAGAUCAUUAAAAAAAAAUUAUUUUGCUGCUAAUAGAGAUUAUGAUUUAGGCAAACCCCUAAGAAACAGUGAUAAUUCUGCCUCAAAAAUUUCUUAUACAUCAGAAAGUUCAUUGAGCUACCAAAUAAAUUCCAUCUCAAAAGAAAACGUUGAAAACGAUUUAAUUUCCCUUUUUAAAGAACAAAUAAAGCUUUCCAGAGACUUAGAAAGACUAAAAAUCGAACUAAGCGACAAGCUCGAUUUCAACUUAAUUGAUGCCUUCCGUAUGUUUGACUUAAAUGACAAAGGCUCUAUAACAGUUUCAGAAAUAGAAAAUACUUUAAAAGAACUCGGCCUUCCCAUCUUGCAAGAUGAAGUCUACCUCUUAUCUCGGCACUAUUCCAACACCCAAGAUACAGUUUUACAGUUUUCCGAAUUCGCAGAAAUGUUUAUCCCUAAACAAGAAGAGUAUUCCAACGUCUUAAGAAACAGGAUUCCAUAUAAUCUUCCUAUAUCGCAACGCAAAUCAGUGUUUUCACAUGGUACUCAUGACCUUUAUAUAAGCGUGCUUAAGCUUCAUUUGAAAUCUGAAACAAUAGCAGAAAGCUUAAGGCAGGAUUUAUCGAGGAAAAAUUUUAAUAUUCAUGAAGCUUUUCAAGGUGUUGACCAGGAUAGGAAUGGAUUUAUUACAAUUGAAGAAUUAGAAAGGUUUUUGGAAUAUUAUAGGGUUCAUGUAGAUAGGAAAGAUGUGGCAGCUUUAUUAAAUAGAUAUGACAAAAACAAGGAUGGGAGAGUCAGCUAUUCUGAGUUUGUGCAGGAAAUAACGCCUAAGUCUCCAAGUAAGCAUUAA
Blepharisma stoltei is the source of this 2798-nucleotide messenger RNA. The record is from the annotation of a GenBank genome assembly. Lineage: Eukaryota; Ciliophora; Heterotrichea; Heterotrichida; Blepharismidae.